Molecule: messenger RNA, 1841 nt
Organism: Leptonychotes weddellii (Weddell seal)
Lineage: Eukaryota; Metazoa; Chordata; Mammalia; Carnivora; Phocidae
Source: RefSeq, a predicted model, not a curated record
GAGAGGGUCUCGCCCGGCUCUACGUCACUUGUGUGCGACGGCGCCUGCGCUGGACACCAUGCUGUCAGCCCAGCGGCGAGGUCUGGUGUUCCUACGGCUGCGGCGCCUCAGGAGGUGGCUAGGGCUCGGAACUUCUUCGUUCCUGCGGGGCCUUGGGCGAGAGCCCUUGCAGACAGCCCGGUCACUGUGUUGCGAAUCCUCGCCUAGAGACGCACGAGACGGAGAGGGAUGGCGCGAAGCGUCACGGAGCAAAGCCCCCAGCACAGAGUCGCCUCCAUCUCUCCCUCUGCGCGUCCGAGGCACUGGGAUCGGAUGUCUUUCGUCACUGGAAGUCCUCAGACUGCCGACGCCAGAAGAGGAGUCACCCUCUCGAGAGCGCGAGGACUCGAGCGGAGACCAGGACCAGCCCGGUCCCGCCCACCAGGGAUCCAGGGGUCCCUUGCCUCCCUCCUUGGCCCAGUCUGUGACCGAGGUAGAAGAGCUUCCUGGCCCCUCUUCCUGGCCAGUUUCCAGGGAGGGGCCCUUUCGCGUUGGGGAGCUGAUCUUAGCUGAGACUGGGAAGAGAGAAACACAAUUUAAAAAAUUAUUUAGGUUGAGUAACGCCGGACACUUGAAUAGUAGCUGGGGGACUGUCCCGUUCAGCGAGAUCGUGGGAAAGUUUCCCGGCCAGAUACUGAGGAGUUCUUCUGGUAAGCACCUCAAGCUGAGGAGGCCGGCAUUGGAAGACUAUGUAUUACUGAUGAAAAGAGGGCCUGCCAUAACGUAUCCUAAGGUAGCUUUGGACAUGUUGAAUCCUCAAGUUGCUUUGCCUGUUUUAUAUCCAAAUCUUAAACAGGGUGGUGUGUGUGCUGUAUAUCUAGCGAAUAUCACACAGGUUAUUGAACUUUUAGAUGGAAUUCGCAUCUGUGAACUUGCUCUCUCAUGUGAAAAGAUAAGUGAAGUCAUUGUCAGAGAUUGGUUGGUUUGCCUCGCAAAACAGAAAAAUGGAACUUUAGCUCAAAAAAUAGAACCUAAAAUCAACACAGAUUUACAAUUACAUUCUCAAAAGAAAAUUAGAAUUGAAGGUGAGAUGUUUCAAGAGGAUGACCAUGGUGAGAAGAGUCACAUUCUGAUUUUCCAUACGGAUCAUUUCCCUAUAUUGCUAGACCUGUACACUGGCAAACUGGUCAUACAGGUGAGUGAUGUUUUCAGGCCAUAUUAAAUGUUGUUUUCUUCUAAUUUUGUAAUGACCUUACUUUUUUGUCUCCUUAAAUUAGCUUUUCUUGUCAAGCUGAGGAAGUUUAAACCACCACAUAACUGAGUACCUCAGAUGACAGCAACUGAUUAGAAGAUGGAAAAGUACCAAAAUAGAACUUUAUAUUGUGAAUCACUACUUUCAUAGGUUGGAAUUGUUAGCUAUUACUAUGAAUCGUAUAACUUUUACAUACAAUUUUGAAAAAUAACAAAAGCUAAAGGAAGAUGUGUAACAUUUCAAAACUGUUUAAAUGUCCCAUUUGACACUUGUCUUUUAGUUAAUUUGACAUUUUGUAGUUAAUGAUUCCAAGUUGGUUUAGUUGAGCCAUCUCAUUCUUCACUUCCUGUAAACCACUCCAUAGAUUUGUCUUUCUUCAUAAAAUUAGUUUUCUUUUCUUUCUUUGAUUGAUGGUCAUUGGCUACCAAAAUAAAAUAUGCAUUUUAAGAUAAAUUUUAUGUAUCUGUGUAUUUUAAGUACAUAUUUUAAUGGCUUGUAUCUAUCUUAAAAAGUAAUCUGGGUUAUAGUAAAUAAUAGGAAGAAAACUGAUAAUGAUAUAACCAUCUUAAAAAUUAUAACAAAAGGGGGCGCCUGGGUGGCUCAGUUGGAU